This is a messenger RNA of Aspergillus oryzae RIB40, 2670 nucleotides long. RefSeq lists its product as uncharacterized. Bases 1 to 2670 code for a protein of 889 amino acids. Lineage: Eukaryota; Fungi; Ascomycota; Eurotiomycetes; Eurotiales; Aspergillaceae. The transcript has a single exon. The record is from RefSeq and is a predicted model, not a curated record.
AUGGCCACAACAACAGCAUCAUUCUCCAAAACCCUCCAAUCCCUAACCCAAAGCAAGAUCCACGAACUAAAAAAACAACGCAUAGCAUACGAAUCCCAGAAAUCCCAAAUCCUCGCCUCCGCAGCUCAACAAUCGGACCCCCGAGAUAGAGUAGCAUGUAUCCUGCAGGGCAUAAAAGCAAUCCGCUCUGAGAACGACAACUUGAAGGAUUCCAAAAUAGCCAAUAUCGAGCGAUGGCUGGACCAGGCGCGGUAUGACUCGUCCAUCCCGCAGGAGAAGUUGGAUUCGUUUCAGGAGCAUUUGAUUGCUACGCUGGAUGCUCAGAGUAUGAGGUUGAAUAUUGCAGAUUUGUAUUCGCGGCUUCUUACGGAGUGGAUGGAGCCUUCUUCUGUGUCCGAUCAUAUCUCUGAUGAGGAGGAAGGUUAUUUGGUAGUCGAGGAGCGGCAGAAGCAAAGGUUGCAGCAAUUGUGUGACCAGUUUGAGAAGGUGGUGUUUGAGCCAUUGGAGACUGAUGAGAAUGAGAUCCAUGGGUUUAUUGACGAUCUCUUUCCCAGCGAGGAUAGCAGGGUGGCUCUGGAUAAUCUUCGGAAGAAAGUUGCUCAUGAAUGCUCUGAGCUCUGGCACAAAACGGAUCCAUUCAACAUAUACUCCAUCCGGCCCUGUAUCCGUGGACUCCUGACAGAGGACCUUCUCAGCGAGGAAAAACAGGAGAUCCUCAAAUACUGCCUGGAUAAUACCGUCGCAUUGACUGAAAUCACGGACGUGCUGAACAUGCGAUAUGCAGACCUCAAGAACUGGGACUGGCAUGCCGAGGACGGGAUCCCGGUUUUACCUCGCCAACAAUUGAACGGCAAAUACCGGAUCUGGAUCGACGACGACGUUCUUCAGACUAUUUUCACUCAGUACAUUGCUGUCCGUCUGUGCUCAAUUGUCAAAACCAUACUGAAAGAGUUUAUCGAGAAGAAAUCGGUCUGGAAUUGGCAUCCAAGCCCGCGAAUGACGGGGCGGGACAGCCUGCGUCGACAGUACUACCUAAGCGAUUACGACAUUAAGAGUAGUAUCGAAACGAGCCGGAAGAAGGACUAUCUGGAGUCUGAUUUCCUAUUCCACAUGCCUCUGACCGAAUCAUCUUUAUCGGAACGUGGCAUGUUGUACGAUGACGAGAACAACGAGGACGGCUCAGAUAGAGGCAUCAAUGGACCGUCGAAUAUCAAGCAGCAGCUUCUACGGAAGGUCGCAUCCCAGGUCCUGCUUGAGCGACAAAUCUAUGGCCAGGCGGUGGUGGUCCAGUCCGACAUGAAAUGGUACGCCACUGCGCUGCCGCAUAGCACCAUCCUCGCCGUUAUGAAGUUCUUCGGCUUUCCGGAUGAAUGGCUCGCUUUCUUUCGAAAGUACCUCGCAGCACCACUGAACUUGGAUCAUUCUGCCGAAGGACGGAUGCAGACUGGGCCUCGUAUCCGGAGGCGAGGUGUUCCCAUUUCACACGCGAUGGAGAAGUUGACCGGAGAGCUGGUUCUCUUUCCUAUGGAUCUGGCCGUCAACCGGGAAACAGGUUUACUGCUGUACCGCAUCCACGACGACCUGUGGGUCUGCGGGAAGCCAGAGAAAUGUGCUAGAGCAUGGGAGGUCAUGCAAGAUUAUGCCAAAGUUACCGGACUAGAGUUUAACCGGGGCAAGACAGGCUCAGUAUACCUCACCGACACCCCGGACCCUCAGAUCACAGCUCGCCUUCCUACAGGCCAGGUUACAUUCGGAUUUUUAACACUCAACGCAGAGUCGGAAACAUGGGAGAUCGAUCAGUCACAAGUAGACGCACACGUUGCGCAGCUCCAGAAACAGCUCAGCAGAUGCGAUAGUGUGAUUUCCUGGGUGCGAACAUGGAACAGCUGCAUCGGACGCUUCUUCAAGAACACGUUCGGACAGCCCGCGCACUGCUUCGGGCGCGCACAUAUGGAUGCCAUUCUCUCUAUAUACGAGAAGAUGCAAAACACAUUGUUCAACGUAGAAGGGGGGCAUAGUGGUAACACGGUAACAGAGUAUCUACGAAGAAAGAUCGAAUCUCAAUUCGGAGUCUCCGAUAUCCCAGAUGCAUUCUUCUUCCUCCCCGCCGAGCUGGGCGGUUUAGGCCUGCGCAACCCCUUCAUCUCUGUUCUCCUGGUGCGGGAUUCAGUGGACCUAUCCCCGGUCGAACGUAUCGAUCGCUUCAAGAAAGGAGAGCACGGCAGGUACGCCUUCGCAAAAAAGACCUUCGAAGAAACGCCUGAGAAAACACGCCGCCGUCGCGCCGAAACCGUCAACCCCCGGCCCAAGUCAGGGGAACCCUUGGUUAUCACCGAGGCGGAGAUGCACACCUUCAUGUCUUUCGAGGAAUUCACCCGAUAUCGGGAGUCACGAAGCAACAACCUGCGAGUCUUAUACGAGGAUCUGAUGUUGGUCCCGUAUACAAAGACUAUCCAGUCAACGCGGGAGUGCCGCGAUGCUCUUAAUGCGGUCUGUGGGCAAUUCCAAUUGUCUGAUAAGAAUCCCGAAAUGAAAUGGAUAUUGCAGCUUUAUUCGGACGACGUGCUGAAACGGUUUGGGGGGAUGACUCUUGUGGAAAAGCGGUUUCUGCCUGUCGGGAUUUUGUCGAUGAUGAAGGAGAAGAGGGUGAAGUGGAAUAUGGUUUUGUAG